Messenger RNA from Soboliphyme baturini, 732 nucleotides. Lineage: Eukaryota; Metazoa; Nematoda; Enoplea; Dioctophymatida; Soboliphymatidae. The record is from the annotation of a GenBank genome assembly.
AUGGAAGAUGAUCUAGAGUACCAUCGUGAUAACCUACAGACGUGGUGGCUGUUGUCGCCAGACAUUGUUCUCCGUGUCGAAAAACGCUUGGACGCCGAAGGCGGAUCUACGGCACUUGAGUGGUUCGUGCAACGUCAGCCCACCGUCGCCGGUCGGAAAAAAAUACCUACUUCCUCUGUUUGCUCGCUCGUUCGUCCGUUCGAUCACUCGGUCACUCGGCGGUUGCUGUUCGAAACGAAGCGGGAUCUGUGUCAGAACGGCUCGGAGUCACACCUCUCAACCGGCAGGAAUUUCACCUAUAAAAGUUCGUUGCCGUUCGGUGGUCAUUGGCCGUUUUUACGAGCUCCAACAUUCACCUGGGACAAGCUCAGCUCCAAAACGGCUGCCCUGCUGAUACACGACAUGGCAGCCGUUCAGACGUUUCGUUACCGGAUUUGGAAACUCUCUGCGGUCGGCUUGUCGCUUCUCGACUGGCAGUUCCGAAUUGCAAAAUCCGGCGGCGAGGUCCUGCCAGUUAGCAGCAUGAGGAUGUCACUCACUAAUAAAGAACGGGAACUAUUAUGGAGUAUCUGGAUGCCCCUUGUAUGCGUCAAAUGCACAGCACAGAGGGGUGGCCAACAUGUGAACAGCAAAUUUAAGGUUUCGAUACUUCCCGACCACGUCGAAAAUCCGGACAUGCUCACCACUGUAGGCCACAGCUCAAGAACCGAGCGCCAUUGCAACUUGUUCUAA